Molecule: messenger RNA, 2524 nt
Organism: Medicago truncatula (barrel medic)
Lineage: Eukaryota; Viridiplantae; Streptophyta; Magnoliopsida; Fabales; Fabaceae
Product: rab3 GTPase-activating protein catalytic subunit
Exons: 15
Coding region: 142-2256 (704 amino acids)
Biological process (GO): positive regulation of GTPase activity
Molecular function (GO): GTPase activator activity
Source: RefSeq, a predicted model, not a curated record
UUUAAAUUCUUAGGACAAAAAAAAAAUAAAUCAAAACAUUUGUUUUGUUUGAUGUUUUUUCCAUUAUCACCAUAAUACCAACUCCACAGGACUCAGCAUUCACAACUACUUGGUCUUCACCACCUUCAACAAUUCUUUGCAAUGGAGCUUCACGUUGGUAAUUCCUUCGUCUCGAAAGCUCGAACCGUUCUCCAUUCUGCUGCUGUCAAAGCUGAGCGUGUUCUCAAUGACUUCAAAUCUGAUCUUGCUGGUGAAGAUUUUGAUAAGCAUUUGCGUGAGGAUGACGGAAUGCAAAGAAAUCAGGAAGAUGACUAUGCCAAGGAUGAGAAUGAGUCAAAGUUUCUUGUUGAACUGAAGCAGAUAAAGUGGAGACCUCGACAUUUCGGAACAAAGCAGCACUGGAAAGAUAGAAUUAACAAUAUUCGGAAAGGGAGGAAAGAAUCCGAAGAUACAGAUAAAGUUGAAGAUGCAAGCAUGGAUGUUAUUCCACUAUUUGAUGAAAUGUGUGUCCUUCAUGUGGAAAAUGAUCUUGAUGCCAAGGGUUCAGAAGCGUUUUCCUCGGUUGAAGGUUUAACUGUUGCGGCUAGAAGGCUUAUUCCUCCAUCUUCUGUCCUAAAGCAAUUGGCUAUCGCUGUUGAGGCUGGUAUGAAAGCAAAUUCAAUGAAAAAUUUUGCAGCUUCAACAGAAGGUUCUUCACCUUCCAUAGAGAAGGCAGGGUUGCGUCUCUCUGCAGUGAAGGCAUUAGUGCUACGUGAGAAGGAGGACAAACUUACCUCUGAAUUCACCAGCAAAGAGAAAUUUGUGUAUUUGAUUAGUUCUCUUUUCAAUCCAGAGGGGUAUUUCCUUAGAAGGAAGAUCAACUCCAAUCAAGAGGAGAUUGAGAUACCAUCUUUAAUAAGAGAUAUUCAUGGUGCUCCUCCUGAAAGCCUUGUUGUUAAACUAGCUGAAGUAAUCGGAAACUUGAAGACCCUUCGAGAAAUGGAAAUUUUUUGGUGCAGGGUUAUUGCUGAAAUAAGAAAACUUUGGUCCGAAGAAAAGCAUUUACCUGGAGUCCCCCUUGAUGACAUUCCAGAUCUGAAGUCAUGUCUUCUCAAUCAACAAUUUCAAGUAAUUAACUGCUGCAUCUCUCGGAAAAGGCGCCAUAUCAUUGCAAGUGAAUCCCUGGACUAUAUGUUGAUGGAAGCAAAUUCAAACAAUACACCGGAAUCAACAAACUGUUGUGAUGGUACUUCUGCAAGUCGCUUAUUAUAUGCUCGAUUAAGUACUGGAGAGCUUGUUCUUCGACUUGGUGCUCAUUGUCCAUCCGGAAACCUUACGUUAUUGGAAACUGGCGAGCCUGCAUACUCUCCUAUCACCCAGGAAGCACCGUUGCUUACAGAAGAUCUGAUCAAAGAGACUGAGGAGCUUAUACUGCAGACGGGGAGUUUUGGUGCCGGGUGCUCCCAACUCCUGUCUGAUAUGCAGGCUUUCAAGGCUGCAAAUCCCGGUUGUAUUUUGGAAGACUUUGUGAGAUGGUACUCUCCUCCUGAUUGGACUGAAAUUGAGGCAAGUACUGAGGAUAGUUGUUCUUCUGAUGGUAGUGGUAGCGAUUCUUCGUCUAACAGAGGUCAUCUAAGUCGACGGAUGCGAAAAGAAGGUAAUUUGUGGCGCGAAUUGUGGGAAACAUCUAAGCCAGUACCUGCUGUGAAACAAGCACCUCUCUUUGAUGAGGAUUUGACAGUGGAGGGCAUCCUUGAUGCAUUUAAGGACAUUCAGCCAGUUGAGCUUUUUGGACAGCUGUUUGUUUCACUACUUGGUUUAGGAUUUACAAUUGCUGAACCUUUGCUGUCUGGUAACGAUGACUUCUCAAAGUUGUUCAAUGACUGCAAGGAGUUUGUAGUUACCACUUGUCAAAGUAUCAGAUUCGGUGAGAAAAUUGAUGAACUUGUUCAGGUAUAUGAAACAGUGGAGACACUGUUGCAGAAUCCUGAGGAGGCAUUGAAGUUGAUGAAGCAUUCAGAAGAAUCAACUGUGACUACCGGUGAAACAAAGCGCCGGUUCAAGAAGCUCAGCCAUAUCUUUGCUGGCAAAGAUAAACUGUUGUCAAGGUCUUUUCGGAAAGACCAAAUCAACGAUGAAGAAAAAGGGAGUCGACAAUCUUUUUCAAGUUUCUUUGACAGGAAGUCAUCUUUAUUCUCAAAGAAGCCUCCCAAACGUGGAAACUUGGCCGCUGCUGAGACAACUCACUCUCUGGAAGAUGAUUGGACAAUAAUUUAAUUGAAUUUCAGCUUCACCCUAUGUAGGAUAGCAACAACUGUAAAUUAUAUAUAUGUUCCUACUUUCUCAUACAAAUGUCAAAUUGCAAAAUUCUUACCUGUGAUCAUGAAAAUGAUUGAGAUUCGAUGUGGUAAUAGCAGCAAAUGAUGAUUUUAGUUUGUCAGGAUAUUAAGAGUGUGUAAUUUGGAUGUAUGAUUCUAGGAAUGGAUUAACAAUGAGAAUAACUGAUUUGCUCACCAAGGCAACAUCAAGGCAAACAACUGACUUA